AUGACGCCACGCGAUCUCGUCGUGCUGCUCGCCUCCUUCUGCCUGUCGUGCGACGCGUUCCGCCUGCCCGCCGCGGGUCUGCGGCUGCCAGCUGGCGCCGCUGCGAGCAGCGCGUCGUCUAGCAGCUGCUGCCGCAUGAUGUUUGGGGGCGCAGGGGGCAAGCCGGACGGCGAGGGCGGGAUGGGAGGUUUCAUGGAGCAGAUGAAGGCCGCCAAGGACAUGUUCAACCCUGAAAACAUGAAGAAGUACGCGGCGCUUGGCCAAAAGAUCCAAGCGCUUCAGGAGGAGCUGGGUCAGACCGAGGUGGAGGUGCCCCUGGACGUCAAGGUGAGCGAUGAAAUGGUGGCCAAGGGCGCCGAGGCGGUUUCGGCGGAGGUGGCGGCCGCGAUGAAGCAGGCGCACGCAAAGUCGGGCGCCUACAUGCAACAGCGCAUGGCCGAGCUCUACAAGGAGCUGGGGAUCGCCGAGCCGCCCAAGCAGUAGAGAGGCGGGGGCUGCUUGAGAGCGCGUGAAUCCGGUGCCGAUUUGUGUCGUUCAUGCCGGGGAGCGCCACACUCACCAGCCCCCCGGGCCCCCUGGGAGCCGGAGAGGGGAGAGCCACCGUGUGCUACCCUGCUCGGCUAGACCGUGUGUGUCGUCCACACACACCUCACACCGACGAUCGCCUGCUUGAAAGCCUCUUUGAAACGCACAUCUAGUCUACACCUACUCGCGAACGCGAUUUCA
This is a messenger RNA of Emiliania huxleyi CCMP1516, 726 nucleotides long. RefSeq lists its product as hypothetical. The record is from RefSeq and is a predicted model, not a curated record. Lineage: Eukaryota; Haptophyta; Isochrysidales; Noelaerhabdaceae. The transcript is spliced from 4 exons. The coding region runs from base 1 to 483 and encodes 160 amino acids.